AUGCGGCAACGAUUCGAUGGCAACUUCAACGAAUGUGCCAUCGAAUCAGAAGGCUUCGCGAAAUGGACGUUGGUCAACAUCAGAGAACCGGUGAUGAUUCGAUGGCAUCUUCAACUGUUAAUAAAAGAAGAAUCGAUCGACAAAGAGUCAGAAGAACGGGCGCCGCAGAAAAAGAGUACUAAAGUGCUCAUCGCACAGCGGCCGCCCCUCACCGAAGUACAGGACGACGAGUUCCGGUCCCGGUUCACCAUCGAGCCGCUGGAGCCGGGCUUCGGCGACACCGUCGGCAACUCGCCCCGCCGCACCCUCCUGUCUUCAAUCCCCGGUGCCGCGGGCAUGAGCAUCCGGAUUGAGUGCGUGCUGCACGAGUUCUCCACGAUCUCGGAGGUCAAGGAGGAUGCACCGAUAUCGACCCGCUGA
Messenger RNA from Spizellomyces punctatus DAOM BR117, 420 nucleotides. RefSeq names its product DNA-directed RNA polymerase subunit alpha. The record is from RefSeq and is a predicted model, not a curated record. The coding region runs from base 1 to 420 and encodes 139 amino acids. Gene Ontology annotation, molecular function: protein dimerization activity; DNA-directed RNA polymerase activity. Lineage: Eukaryota; Fungi; Chytridiomycota; Chytridiomycetes; Spizellomycetales; Spizellomycetaceae. The transcript is spliced from 2 exons. Gene Ontology annotation, biological process: DNA-templated transcription.